Messenger RNA from Scutellospora calospora, 207 nucleotides. NCBI's taxonomy places the organism in Eukaryota, Fungi, Glomeromycota, Glomeromycetes, Diversisporales, Gigasporaceae. The record is from the annotation of a GenBank genome assembly.
AUGAAACAGUUGGAUGUCUUUUUUAAAGAGCAAAAACUCAGAAAGAUCUACAAGACGUAUUUCUCCUGUUGCUCCUGUAAGAAAAAUUACUCCUAUAAAAGCAAAUAUCUCUAUAUCCCCGGAGUCCCUCUAAAGUUGAGUUCAACAUAUCCAAAAAUUAUGCUUUGGCAGAGUCAUGUUAGUAGUCGUUCAGGUUUGACAUGGUAA